Molecule: messenger RNA, 1879 nt
Organism: Parasteatoda tepidariorum (common house spider)
Lineage: Eukaryota; Metazoa; Arthropoda; Arachnida; Araneae; Theridiidae
Product: lysosomal acid glucosylceramidase
Biological process (GO): glucosylceramide catabolic process
Molecular function (GO): glucosylceramidase activity
Source: RefSeq, a predicted model, not a curated record
AUAAUCAGAAAGCAACAUUGAAAAUGACAUAUAAACAUGUGAAAUUAAUCUUAUCCAAGUACUGAAAAGAUAAAAAGUUUUUUAGAUAUUAAUGUGAUAAUAUUAUCACUUACAAUUAAAUCAUGAUCUUAUUUCCCCAUUUAGUUUAUGUGGAGGCUGUAUGAUGAGCAUCUUUUACUUAGCUAUUUUUAUUUUUUGUUUUGUGGAAGGAUUCGGCAAUCCUUGUAAACCGCAUUCCUUUGGGUCAGAAAAGAUUGUUUGCGUCUGUGAUGAGAGUUAUUGUGAUGAUUUAGUCCUUUUAUCAAAUUAUUCAGGAGCAGCCCUCUAUGAAUCAAACAAGAAUGGUGCCAGAUUUGAAUCUUCAAUUUUAAAUUUUAGUUCUACUAAGCCAUCUGGAGUCAGUUUGUAUACUGUUAACAGUUCAGUAAUGUAUCAGUUCAUUUUGGGUUUUGGAGGAGCUUUUACUGAUGCAGCUGGUAUCAACAUUGCUUCUCUGUCUCCAAAAUUACAGAAAUCGCUUCUCUCAAGCUAUUUUUCUAAAAAUGGGCUUCAGUAUAAUAUGGGAAGAAUUCCAAUUGCCAGCUGUGAUUUUUCUACACAUCCCUAUUCAUAUGCUGAUGUCAAGGAUGAUUUUAAAUUAGAACACUUUCAGCUGGCUAAAGAAGAUCUACUUUAUAAAAUUCCGUACAUUCAGUCAGCCAAUGCUUUGAGCAAAAACCAGUUGCUUCUUUUUGGGAGCCCCUGGAGUGCUCCCGCAUGGAUGAAAACCAAUGGAGCCAUGAAUGGUAAAGGAGAACUCAUUGGUGAACCUGGAGGGCAAUAUUAUCAAACAUGGGCAGAUUAUUUUGUGCGAUUCUUGAAGGCAUAUGAGGAAAAUAACGUUACCUUUUGGGGUCUGACAUUGCAAAAUGAACCAACGGACGGAUGUCUUACAGAUUUUGCUUUUCAGUCUAUGUGCUUCCCUCCCGAUAAGCAGAGAGACUUCCUGAAACUCAAUUUAGGGCCUACCUUGCAGAAGGCAGGAUUCGGCCCCAAUAACUUGAAACUCAUGAUAAUGGACGAUGCCAGGGGGCUCUUGCCAAGAUGGGCCGAUAUUAUAAUGAAAGACAAGGAGGCAGCCCAAUUUGUAUCAGGUGUUGCCUUCCACUGGUAUUAUGAAGAUCUGAUGCCUCACAGGAUUCUGGACAUCACUCACGGCAAACAUCCCUCUCUUUUCUUCCUUGCGACUGAGGCGUGUACAGCUUAUGAGCCAUGGGUUUUUCCGAAGGUUGAUCUGGGAAAUUGGGAGAGAGCAGAACAAUAUGCUCAUGACAUUAUACAAGAUUUGCUGAAUUGGUCUAUCGGUUGGAUUGAUUGGAAUUUAGCGUUGGACAUGGAGGGUGGUCCAAACUGGGUGAAGAAUUUUGUUGAUGCAGCAAUCAUUGUGAAUUCUAAAUCCAAAGAAUUCUACAAGCAGCCCAUGUAUUAUAUAUUGGGUCACUUCAGCAAAAGUUUGCCAAGGGGAUCAUAUAGAAUCGCCUUAGAUGUGUCAAAGCCAGUUGAAAAUCUUGAAAUCGCAGCAUUCAGGACUCCUGAGGAUAAGACAGUUGUCAUUGCAGUGAAUAGACAAAACGAAACUUUGAAGUUUGCAUUAGAGGAUAAUUCAAAGGGCUAUCUAAAUGUGAAGAUCAGAGCCCAUACUAUACAGACUUACAUAUGGUAAUAUACUUAAUUCCGAAGCAAUACUUAGAGCUUAUAUUGAUCUAAAACGGGUCCAUUUCAUUAUAAAAGAUUAAAUUAAAUGUUCAUGUUUUUGUCUUUUUAUGUAUCUCUGACUCUACAAAUUUUUAUUUAUGUGGUUGUAAUGUUUUGACAGAGAAUAAACGAUUUAAAUUUUUUA